AAACAGACAAUACUUUGUUUUGUAUUAAAUUACGUUAUGUUAUACACAAGUCAUUGUAACUGAAGAUCAUUUGAUGACCAGUUGAUCACCAAAAAUGUCUGAAUUAACAGAUCAACAGAAGGCUGACAUUGAAAGGAAACGACAGAAUGCUCUUCUCUUAAGACAACAAAAGUCACAAAAACUAUCGACAAAUGAAUUGUACUCUCAGUCAGUACGAGAUAAACAAUCGACAGCUGGACUCGACUCUGGCGGAGGAUUUCUCAUCGAUAGUGAUUCAGAUGAAGACACCAUUUGUCCGGCGAAAACAUCAAACAAUGACCAAAACGAUGAUAUGAAUGAAACGAUUCAAUGCAUUGAUUGUCAUCAAGAUUUCAAUAAAUCUUUUUUGAUGAAACACUUCUCUUUAAAAACUUGCGAUUUGUGUAGAGAUCUUAAGGAUAAACAUUCAUUGAUUACAAGAACUGAAGCCAAAAGUGAAUAUUUAUUAAAAGACUGUGAUUUAGACAAAAGAGAGCCAUCGCUCAGAUUUAUCGCGAAGAAAAAUCCGCAUGAAUUUGCAAAAGGAGAUAUGAAACUGUAUUUGAGAUCACAGAUCGAGGACAGGGCUCUCCAAGUCUGGGGCAAUGAAGACAAUCUGAUGGAUGAGAGAGAAAAACGACUUGAAAUGAAUAAAAGACGUAAAGAAAAACAAUACGAAAAGAAAAUAAAAACUUUACGAAUGACUGUUAGAAGCAGUUUAUACACUAAACAAAGUGACAAUCAUUGCCAUGACUUCGAUGACGAAGUAUAUAAUGAAGAACAAGAAUGCUAUGAAAAGACGUGUAAAAGUUGUGGAUAUAUUGAUAGUUAUGAGAAAAUGUAAAAAUCGAUGUUUCAUAUUAAGUAAACUAUCAUUUUUAACAACAUUUUUAUUUGAGAACAAAUCAAUAAUUCUUGCAUUAUUUGAGAAUAUUAUCAUUAAUUAUAGUAAUAAUAGUCUAUAACAUAAUAUAAUAUU
Oppia nitens is the source of this 997-nucleotide messenger RNA. RefSeq names its product DNA repair protein complementing XP-A cells homolog (gene Xpac). Gene Ontology annotation, cellular component: nucleotide-excision repair factor 1 complex. Gene Ontology annotation, molecular function: damaged DNA binding. Bases 95 to 862 code for a protein of 255 amino acids. The transcript has a single exon. The record is from RefSeq and is a predicted model, not a curated record. Lineage: Eukaryota; Metazoa; Arthropoda; Arachnida; Sarcoptiformes; Oppiidae. Gene Ontology annotation, biological process: nucleotide-excision repair involved in interstrand cross-link repair; nucleotide-excision repair, DNA damage recognition; base-excision repair.